Lytechinus pictus (painted urchin) is the source of this 1620-nucleotide messenger RNA. Its product is annotated as outer dynein arm-docking complex subunit 3-like. The record is from RefSeq and is a predicted model, not a curated record. Gene Ontology annotation, biological process: outer dynein arm assembly; cilium movement. Bases 1 to 1620 code for a protein of 539 amino acids. Lineage: Eukaryota; Metazoa; Echinodermata; Echinoidea; Temnopleuroida; Toxopneustidae. The transcript is spliced from 13 exons. Gene Ontology annotation, cellular component: cilium; ciliary rootlet; ciliary basal body.
AUGGGUCCAUCAAAAGGGCAAGAGCAGAUGUCCAAUGCUUGGACAAUCUAUGACAACAUCGAGCAAUACAGGGGUAAAGUGGCUCUUAAAGAGCGUGACCACAGGGCCUACUUUGAAAGUUCUCAGUUCAAGAAAAGGCAGCAUGAAGAAGAAAUCGCAAUACUCAGACGAGAUAACAAAGACACGAGAGUGACCCUUGCACAGAAAACACUUAAGGGGGACGCCAGGGUGAUAACACAAGCUUUGUCGAGUCGGAAAGAGGAACAGCUAGCCCUUCAACGUAAAACAGCCGAGAAUGCAAUUCAUGAACUGGAUCUAAAGGUGUGCGAGAAAGCGAAGCAACUGAAUCUUCUUCGUUAUGAACGACUGCAAAAGAUGCAAAGUAUUUCUGACAUGGACGCGUCUAUGGCGCAAGAAAAAUCUGCUCUGAAAAAGCACGGAAAACUUGCAAAAUAUGAUCAACAGACAAUCCGUAUGAUUGAAAACAACCUUGACAAGGCAAAAAUCAAGCACGAUAUGGCCACGAAGAUACAACGAAAUUAUAUUGAAAUUCUUCAAUGUUUAGAGGAGGAACGCCUUACCCUCCCUAAGAAACUGCGUUGUUUGGAGAGAACUCUAGAAGAGCAGCGAAAAGAGCUUGUUGAGUUGAAAGACAUCAACAAAGAUGCUCAUGUUAAAAAGGACUUGGCAAAGUCAGAGUUAACCCAACUGGAGCAGAAGAUGAUAGAAGCAAAGCGAUCACGUGAUCGUACUCUGACCCGGAUGAAGAAACAAGCAGAGAGACAGAAAGAGAUGGCAGAGAAGAUAGAAAGACGAGCGAGAGCGACCUUGCAGACGGAUGAUGCAACGCAAGAUACCAAGCGCCAGUCACAAAUGGAUGAAGAUAAUUGGGUUAAGGUGACGACGUACGAGGAAGCUUUCCAGAGGAUAAAGGAUGCGACGGGUGUCUCCGACAUAAACGAGAUUGAGGCCCGUUUUCUAAGUCAGAACAACACCUUUGAGCACCUGGAACAACAAAAGCAAAGCGGUGAAAAGCAACGGAAAUGGCUUGAGGAACAGAACAGACAACUCUUAGAGCAGUAUGAGGCCCUCAAAUACAGCGGCGAAAGUAAAAUGUCUCAAGGGGAGCAACUGUUGGAGCAGAUGCAAGAUCAUCUUGAGAAAGAGACGGUACGAAGAGACACUGCUAAGAGGAACCUUGAGAAUGCUUACAAGUUACUUUCCAACCUCAAGAGCGGCAUCAAGCACCUUGUGGAUACUCUCAAAGACAUCAAAGUUAGAGGGUCUCUUCGUAAUAUGACCAUGUUAAGUGAUGAUCCAGUAGAACAACUCAACAUCUGUGAGAUCAAACUUCUUCAUAUGAUGCAACAAGCCAACGUCAAAGAUUCUACAACAUUCUGGAAAGUUAAAAACAGUCCAGAGUUUCAGGAAUUUAUGGAGAAUCAUUUGGAGCCUGAAAAUCUUCGAAUACGGAUGGAUGAACCAGAUGCUUAUGACUCGGAUGAGUUCGGUUACGACAGCCAAGAUAAUGAGGAUAUGCUGACCAAUGCAGACAUCAAGAGACAAGGCCAAAAUCUAAUGAAUGCUAAGAAAUCAAAACGAAGAAAGAAGAAAAACUAA